UCAGGCCUUCCUUAUCACACACAGGUGGUGAAUAUACGCCCUUGUCAGAGAAGGGCUCCUAUUUUUUCUCCUUGGACUUCAUCGAGAAUCUCCUUCCUUCGGGUGAACAUGAUGUGCAUUGAUUGCUCCGUUGGCCAGGUCACCAUUCCGCGCCAGCAGUUCAUUGGCUCCGGAAUCCGCUGCAGUCCCGGCAUCCCCAGCCAAAAGCGGACCCCCGGACCUUAUCUACUGAUGUCCGGGUGAGGUCAGCGACCGCUGUCGAUCUUCUAGUUUCCUGCCUACCCUGUACUUUCAACAUCGAGAGCUCUCAUGGCCUCUGUUCCUGGCUUGCAGGAUGAAUACCCGACAAGUGAUCGAUGAGUCUGUGGGGCCGUUCUCACUCUCCGCUACCUUCAAUAAUGAUAAUUCUUGCUUUGCCGUUGGCUUGGACACCGGCUUCUGUGUCUUCAAUACCCAACCAUGCGAACUCAAAGUAUCAAGAGAUUUCAAUGCCGGCAUCGGUGUGGUGACGAUGCUAAACCAGUCCAACUACCUAGCUAUCGUGGGCGGAGGAAGACAGCCGAAGUUCCCUCAGAAUAAGCUGGUUAUAUGGGACGAUGCGAAGCAGAAAGCAGUGAUCACACUGGAAUUCCGCACCUCGGUUCUAGGUGUACGGUUGUCGAAGUCACGGAUUGUUGUCGCUCUCUUAAAUAGCAUACAUAUCUUCGCUUUUUCCAAUCCUCCGCAGAAGCUGUCUGUUUUUGAGACGACAGAUAACCCACUGGGGCUGGCUUGUUUGGGGCAGAAGUUGCUCGCUUUCCCGGGUCGGUCACCUGGCCAGGUUCAACUGGUGGAGCUCGAAACGGGGAAUGUUAGUAUCAUCCCUGCGCACAGUACGCCGUUGCGCGCGAUGACUUUGAGUCCGGACGGUCAGGUGUUGGCAACGGCGAGUGAAGCGGGGACUUUAGUACGGGUGUUUUCUACGGCUAACUGCACCAAGAUGGCUGAGUUACGACGGGGUGUCGAUCAUGCAGUGAUAUUCUCGCUUGCCAUUUCGCCCUCGAAUCUUCUCUUAGCUGUGACAUCUGAUAAAUCGACCCUGCACGUAUUUGACCUUCCGCAUCCUCGGAUCCCCAUGCACCGAUCUCAAUCUACAGCUUCUCCGACCGAAGAAUCAACAAACCAGAAAUGGGGUAUCCUUGGGAAGAUCCCAUUGUUGCCAAGGGUAUUCUCGGAUGUGUAUUCGUUCGCAAGCGCCCAUUUUGAAAUCGGCGACGAAGCGCCGCCCGGUUCACUUUAUGUUCCGCCGCUGGGUACCUCAUUCGGGGGACCGUCAAAGGGUGUGAUCGGUUGGCCUGAUGAAAGAACCAUUCUUGUUAUCGGUUCCGGUAGGGAUGGCCGUUGGGAGAAGUUUGUUCUUCGCGAAGGGGACGAUGGCAAGCGGUACUGUUUGAGAGAAGGCUGGAAGAGGUAUCUGGGAGGCAGCUGAUGAUUCCGUUGGCUCCCACGGAUUCAAAACACAGGCAAGAAUGCGUAUGCUGAUGAGCACGGAUCCAGAUGUGAGCCCAAGAUCGUAUGGGCAAGCAGGAGCCCAAUUUCCCAGCUUGCAUUUCCAAUUUA
Messenger RNA from Aspergillus sclerotioniger CBS 115572, 1599 nucleotides. Its product is annotated as phosphatidylinositol-3,5-bisphosphate binding protein HSV2. Gene Ontology annotation, cellular component: cytosol; extrinsic component of membrane; phagophore assembly site membrane. The coding region runs from base 335 to 1468 and encodes 377 amino acids. NCBI's taxonomy places the organism in Eukaryota, Fungi, Ascomycota, Eurotiomycetes, Eurotiales, Aspergillaceae. The record is from RefSeq and is a predicted model, not a curated record. The transcript is spliced from 6 exons. Gene Ontology annotation, molecular function: phosphatidylinositol-3,5-bisphosphate binding; protein binding; phosphatidylinositol-3-phosphate binding. Gene Ontology annotation, biological process: autophagy of mitochondrion; protein lipidation; nucleophagy.